GAGGGGACGCCAGGCGGGGGCUGAGCUGGCGCAGCUGCCGUGGUGGCCGCGGCUGAAGUGGUGGCCGCUGUGGUAGUUGCAAGAGCUCCGGGUUUUGGCGGCGGCGCCGGCGGCCUGGGCUGCGCGUUGCGGACCCUGGUGUGCGGUCCGGGUUCCCGGGGCGUCGCGUAAGAUGCUACUGAUGGAGGCGAUUCUGAAAAGCACCUCUGGGCCAGUGGCUUUGCGAGGACGCUCAUACCAGCGACUGUUUGGAGCCCUGGACGACGCCUCCUGAGGAGCGCGGGCUCAGAGGACAUGGCCGCGAGUCUGGAUGAUGACGUGCCCCUCAUCCUGACCUUGGAUGAGGGGGGCGGUGCCCCACUGGCUCCCUCCAAUGGCCUGGGCCCAGAGGAAGUACCAAGCACAAAUGGGGGCAGCCAUGCCAUCCAUGACUCCCACGCCCCCACUCUGGUAUCUGGGGUGGACACAUCCCCCUCCAGCCCCACUGGGCACAACUGGGAGAUGAAUUAUCAAGAGGCAGCCAUCUACCUCCAGGAAGGCGAGAACAACGACAAGUUCUUCACCCACCCCAAGAACGCCAAGGCGCUGGCGGCCUACCUCUUUGCACACAACCACCUCUUCUACCUGAUGGAGCUGCUCACCGCCCUGCUCCUGCUGCUGCUGUCACUGUGCGAGGCCCCCGCCGUCCCCGCGCUCCGGCUCGGCAUUUACGUCCACGCCACGCUGGAGCUGUUCGCCCUCAUGGUGGUGGUGUUUGAACUCUGCAUGAAGCUGCGGUGGCUGGGCCCGCACUCCUUCAUCCGGCACAAGCGGACCAUGGUCAAGACCUCCGUGCUGGUGGUGCAGUUUAUCGAGGCCAUCGUGGUGUUGGUACGGCAGACGUCCCACGUGCGGGUGACCCGUGCCCUGCGCUGCAUUUUCCUGGUGGACUGUCGGUACUGCGGCGGCGUCCGGCGCAACCUGCGGCAGAUCUUCCAGUCCCUGCCGCCCUUCGUGGACAUCCUGCUCCUGCUGCUCUUCUUCAUGCUCAUCUUCGCCAUCCUGGGUUUCUACUUGUUCUCUCCUAAUCCUUCAGACCCAUACUUCAGCACUCUGGAGAAUAGCAUCGUCAGCCUGUUUGUCCUUCUCACCACGGCCAACUUCCCCGACGUCAUGAUGCCCUCCUACUCCCGGAACCCCUGGUCCUGUGUCUUCUUCAUCGUGUACCUCUCCAUCGAGCUCUACUUCAUCAUGAACCUGCUCCUGGCUGUGGUGUUUGACACCUUCAACGACAUUGAGAAGCGCAAGUUCAAGUCUUUGCUGCUGCAUAAGCGAACUGCCAUCCAGCACGCCUACCGCCUGCUCGUCAGCCGGCGGAGGCCUGCCGGCAUCUCGUACAGGCAGUUCGAAGGCCUGAUGCGUUUCUACAGACCCCGGAUGAGUGCCAGGGAGCGUUUCCUCACCUUCAAGGCCCUGAGCCAGAGCAACACCCCGCUGCUCAGCCUCAAAGACUUCUAUGACAUCUACGAAGUUGCUGCCCUGAAGUGGAGGGCAAAGAGAAACAGAGAGCACUGGUUCGAUGAGCUUCCCAGAACAGCCUUCCUCAUCUUCAAAGGAAUUAACAUCCUGGUGAAAUCCCCGGCCUUCCAGCACUUCAUGUACGUGGUGGUGGCGAUGAAUGGGGUGUGGGUCCUGGUGGAGACCUUCAUGCUGAAAGGUGGAAACUUCUUCCCCAAGCACGUGCCCUGGAGUUCCCUGGUCUUCCUUACCAUCUACGGGGUGGAGCUGUUCCUGAAAGUGGCCGGCCUGGGCCCUGUGGAGUACCUGUCCUCCGGAUGGAACCUGUUUGACUUCUCAGUCACGGCUCUCGCCUUCCUGGGGCUGCUGGCCCUGGCGCUCAACAUGGAGCCUUUCUACUUCAUCGUGGUCCUGCGGCCCCUCCAGCUGCUGAGGUUGUUUAAGCUGAAGAAGCGUUACCGAAACGUGCUGGACACCAUGUUUGAGCUGCUGCCACGGAUGGCCAGCCUCGGCCUCACACUGCUCACCUUCUACUACUCCUUCGCCAUCGUGGGCAUGGAAUUCUUCUGCGACCUCCUCUACCCCAACUGCUGCAACACCAGUACAGUGGCGGACGCCUACCGCUGGCUCAACCACACGGUGGGCAACAGGACCGUGGUGGAGGAGGGCUACUACUAUCUCAACAACUUCGACAACAUCCUCAGCAGUUUUGUGACGUUGUUUGAGCUCACGGUGGUCAACAACUGGUACAUCAUCAUGGAAGGUGUCACUUCGCAGACCUCGCACUGGAGCCGCCUCUACUUCAUGACCUUUUACAUCGUGACCAUGGUGGUGAUGACCAUCAUCGUGGCCUUCAUCCUGGAGGCCUUUGUCUUCCGCAUGAACUACAGCCGCAAGAACCAGGACUCGGAAGAUGACGGAGGCAUCACCCUGGAGAGAGAGAUCUCCAAGGAAGAGCUGCUUGCCGUCCUGGAGCUCUACCGCGAGGGUGGGGGGGCCUCCUCCGACAUCUCCCAGCUGCUCGAGACCCUGGCGCAGAUGGAGAAAUACCAGCAAAAUUCCCUGGUGUUUCUGGGACGGAGAUCAAGGACCAAGAGUGACCUGAGCCUGAAGAUGUACCAGGAGGAGAUCCAGGAGUGGUAUGAGGAACACGCCCGUGAGCAGGAGUCGCUCCAGCAGAUCAGCAGCCAGGUCGCAGGCCCUGCCGCCCAGCAGCCCCCCAUCAGCCGCCAGCGCUCCCAGACGGUCACCUAGACACCCCCCCCACUCCAGCCCGCCAAGCCAUCUCUUCUAUGCAAUAACCCAAUAGUGUUACGUUCCGCGGCGCACCGAAGAUGUGUGCCCAUGUGCCCACGCAGGCGCAGACUUACCUAGAAACAGAGCAGGCAGGGCUGCACGCCGCCACCGCCUUGCGGUCCUCUCCCUUGGCUUCCUCCACUCCAGCAGUCGGCCUGGGCCUGGGGGUCCAUGGGGUGGAUCCAGAAGCCCCCUCCUCAAGAAUGGAUGGGACCACCUCUGCCCCCCCUCCCCCUCCCCGUGCCUGGGGCUCAAGUCCCCACGCAUCCCUCAAGUUCCACGGCCCGCAUGGGUGUCUAGCCUGGCCCUCGGGGAAGAACCACUUAGAUGAGAGAAUCCGAGGCCCCAGGGCAGCCCUUUGGGGACAGAGGGGGUAGACACCCGCCAUCAGGUCUCAGCCCGCAGUGCUGGGCUGCAGCUACUGGCGUGCCAGUCUGCGUCCUGCCUCCCGCUGCCCCCCAGGCCCUGGUGGCUGCCAAGUCCCCGGCCUGGGCCUCUGCGGAGGAAGCAGGCCGGAGGCCCAGGCCCAGCGGCUUCUGCAAUGCGUUUCUCCACCAUGUUUCUCUCCACUACGGCUUAACCUGUUCCAGCAGAGGGGUGUCUGGGGGACCCAGGUCCUGGGGAAGUGCGUGUUUGGUGCCAGCCUGGUGCUCAUGGCACCCAGGAUGGCCGCUCUUCCUGGAUUUGGGGCUCAGGGGCCCAGCACACCCAGGGUCGGGGGUGGGGGUCUGUGCAAGAGAGGUCCAGGGAGGGUCUCAGCCACCUUCCCCAGCACCCCAGCAGUGCUGUGGUAGAGACGGUCCCCGGCUGCAGAGCAGGCUGCGGGUGGCAGCCAAAGGGGGUGUGGGUGGGGGUCAGAGCCAUGGCAUCUUCAGCCUUGCUGUCCUGAUCACAGAUCUGGGGAUGUGCUGGGGUGGGGAGCUGGAGGGCACCCCAGCCAGCCUGGCUUUCCCCCUGGUUCCUGGGGCUGGCAGGCGGGGUGAGGGGGAGCCAGGGACAGCUGUAGAGGAGCGGGCAGAGCUGAUCCAUGGACCUGAGCCGUCCUCCACCCCAGGCCACACUGGCACAGACCCCCAGGGGGGUAGAGGGAGGAGACUCAUCUCUGUAAAGCCUAGCCUUUGUCAUUGAGAAGCACUAGUCCUCCAGGACUGGCAGGGGCGACGCUGCCCCAUCACAGGAGCGUGGCCGGAGCCCGGGCCACAGCCUUCUCUGCAGAGAAGGAACAGUUUGCACAACCAGGUGCCUUUAGCCUUUGGGCAUUGGAAUGGGCAUUGUGGAAGCAGGAGGAGGGGCAGCCGGUAACCCAGGGCUCGGGGCCUUGGACUGAGCAUUCUGUGGCCCCAAGGGAAGGCAGGGCUGGGGCAGGAGGGUGCUGACCGGCCCACGCUUUCCCCAGAGCUGGGAGCAGGGUCCCCCAGGAAGUUAAGUGCGGAGGGCUCAGGACGGGACCUAGCUCAGGCCUCUGGCUCCACUGCGGCUCAGCGGCCCCCGGGGAAGACCACUGACGGCCCCACGCCACGGCCUGGGGCGGGGGGGCAUAGAUGCUCUGAGGGUCACCGCCAGGGCCCCCCCUUCCUCCUCGCUUCCCCUCCCCCACCCCAGCCUUACUCCACACAGGCAGACAAUCAUUUUGUACGGCUCAGAUCACGGGAGCAGCGCCACGAGGUUUUGUACAUUGUGAUUUCUUACUCUAGAAACCCACUGGGUCCGAUUUCUGGCGUAUUAAUAAAAGCGCUCUGCUUUGUA
Dipodomys ordii (Ord's kangaroo rat) is the source of this 4539-nucleotide messenger RNA. It is a transcript of the gene Tpcn1, whose product is annotated as two pore segment channel 1. The transcript has 28 exons. Gene Ontology annotation, molecular function: voltage-gated channel activity; monoatomic ion channel activity. The record is from RefSeq and is a predicted model, not a curated record. Gene Ontology annotation, cellular component: endosome membrane; lysosomal membrane. Bases 295 to 2751 code for a protein of 818 amino acids. Gene Ontology annotation, biological process: transmembrane transport; monoatomic ion transport. Lineage: Eukaryota; Metazoa; Chordata; Mammalia; Rodentia; Heteromyidae.